Molecule: messenger RNA, 1930 nt
Organism: Dalotia coriaria
Lineage: Eukaryota; Metazoa; Arthropoda; Insecta; Coleoptera; Staphylinidae
Product: protein-serine O-palmitoleoyltransferase porcupine-like
Exons: 7
Coding region: 307-1875 (522 amino acids)
Source: RefSeq, a predicted model, not a curated record
AUCGCAUAACAUUAUGACAAUCAAUAAUAUGUGAGCAUUGGCACAAAAUAUAUGCGCAAUAAAACUGAUCAAGCGGCGUUUAAUGUCGAUGAACUUUUGCUAAUAAAAAUAUAUCGAAUUUAAUCCACAGUAAUCAUUUUGUGUGUAUUUUCCAAACAUUUGAUUUCUAAAUUUUGCAUUAUAAACCAUAGAAAAAUCUGAAAAAUACAUACUUGUUGACAUUUGACAAUUCAAUAUGUCAAAAUUAUCACAUUUGUCAAAAUAUUUGUAAUUAUAUUUUUAUUUUAAAAAGUAUUUUAAACUGCAAUGAGUAAAUUAGAGGAAUCUAACAGCUUUAUACUAGAAUCCUUGAAUCUAUUAAAAGAACCAAUAGCCACAUGUCUAAAAGCCUCAUUCUUUGAAUAUGUUGAAUUCUAUGCGCCCCACAUUGCUACAUGCCUUCUUUACGAUUCCAUAAUAGAUCUUUGUCUAGCGGACACUUUAUCACAUCUCGCCACAUUCGUAAUCGGCGUCACGUACUUAUCAUCAUACGACAUGGAAAAAUUCAAGGUUCUUUCAACAUUCAUCGGAUUUUCUAUUUUGAUUAUCUACGUCUGUAGAUUAUGCGAAAAUGUCAUCAAAUACUACUUUUGGAUGUUUUUAUAUAUAGCAAUUAUUUUAGGUUCGGCUACGUAUUUUUCAAACAACAGUGAAAUCAGUUUCUACCAGUUGGAAAAACCCGCCCAUCGACAAAUGUUAUUGAUCGCAUCUAUGAAUUUUAUGGCAUACACAUUCAACGUUGUAUAUCAUCCAUUACGACCCGGAUUUAUAUCAUACUUCUCCUUGCACUUUCUCGGUUACAUGUUUAAUCCCGUCAACGUUUUGAACGGCCCUUGGUUAGGGCUGAAUAUAUACGAUCGAUGUUUUCAGAAUAAGAAACGAACAGUUUUUAAUGCCGGAGAAAUGUGGAACACGUGGCGUGUGCGGGUCAUUUUGCAGUUUUCUCUGCAAUCAUUCUGUUUUUAUGUACUUGGUAAAUGCAUACUCCAGAUGAUUAUUGAAAAGAAUAAUAAUUUAUGGAUAUUGAUCUUUUGCAAGUGUCUGCAAUACAGAUGCAUGCACUACGCGCAUUGUCACAUGUCAUCGGCGGCUUUAACAUGCGCUGGACAUCAUGUUUUCUUUGGCAACUUGAGAUAUCCAAUCGCCCACGCAUCAAGAAUUGAAUUUCCUGUGUCUAUGGCAAAUGCUCUAGUUUGCUACGAGAGGCAGUUUAAAAGUUUCAUAGAACAAUAUUUUACUAAUCGUUUUAGCUACAUGCAAUCAAUUUAUCCCCGCUCUGACUUGGCAACAUUGCCCUUAAUUUACAUUUUAAUGUGUUUCGACCAAUUUUCUUCGCUGAUUGCAAUCCUGACGCUCUUCAUUUUUGUUCACAUGCAAAGUAAUUGCCAAGGAGCAAUUUCUGAUGCUUUUAAUAUAUGUGUAAGAAGAUAUCCUUGUAUGUAUUUAUACUGUCCGCAUAAAUACAAGAGCACACACCCUAUCACAAUUGGUUGCAAACUUAUAUUCAUGAUAUUAAAUCUUAUUAUGAUUAACUACAUUACCAUUGCUAUCAUCGACGAAGAUUAUAAGCAGAUAUGGAAAGAUAUGCAUUAUGUUGGUCAUCACAUAUGUAUGCUAUAUUUUUUAUUGGGAAUGAUAACUGUCAAUUUACAUCCGCAAAUUCUGUAUCUGAACAGAAGAUCCCCGAUAGCAUUAGAAGUCAUGGUUUCAUCGUCAAGUAAUAAAGAAAUGGUUACUAAAUUCACACAAACUGAUGAUCAAACUCAUCUGGUUCCUUCGGAUAGCUUAGAAACUUUGCAUAAUAAGAAAAAUCUCAAAUUGAAAAAGAAACGCUAAUCCUAAUUUUCUUGUGUACCUGUAUCUUUAAUAAAAAGUCACCGUGUCUUGCAAA